GCUCGAGCAUGAGCAGAAUUGGGUUUCAAUUCUGUAUUUAUUUUUGUUUGUUUAUAUUGAAUGAUGAUAAUCAUCUACAUUGCUUCAUUUGGAUCAAAACAUUCUUAUUGUCAAUCAUGUGAUUCAAGUGUAAUCACGGACGAUGGAUGCGGACGAUAACCGAUCAUUGCUAUUGCCAUUAUCAUCGUCAAAACAAUCGUUAAAAUCAUCCGUAUCAAAAACAUCAUCAUCAGCAUCGUCAUUGAUACCGAUUAAUACAUUAAUUGACCAAAUUCUCGUGUCAUUGCGACAAGAAUGGAUUUCAGAAUGUGAUCAAUUGUGCCAAUUAUUACAACGGCCACAUCUUCUUGCUCUUAUGCAAGUGGUCGAUUGUGUUGCCCGCCGAAUAUUCGAUGUCGAAAUAUUUGCCAACCCUGAAGCAAUCUUAGAUAACACAAAUAAAAGUAGUAAUUGGAAAAUUAUUGAAAAUCUAGAAAACUAUGACACUGCCAAAUUGGAAACAUUUCUUGAUGUUACCACUUCCAAAUCAAUGAAACUAAAAACACCCACUGCCACAACCACAUUAGUUUAUUCGACACCAAGAAAAAAACUUCAACCUUGUCAGAAAAUCAUCCAGGUCAUCAAAAGUGAUGAACCAUUGGGUGUUACUGUUCGAUUUGAUGAACAAACUGGUGACAUUAUUCUUGCAAGAAUAUUGGUUGGUGGUGCUGCCUAUCGAAGUGGUCUUGUACAGGUUGGUGAUCUUAUACUCGAAGUGAAUGGAAUUCCAUUACGUGGCCGUUCACAUUUGGAUGUGAUAAACAUAUUACAGCAUGAAUCAAUGAAAACGAUCAUAACGCUGAAAAUUGUUGCCAUGAAUAGGCUAUCAUUUCCUGAUCCAAAUCAGGCUUUAAAAUCACAUUUGGUAAAAGCUUGUUUCGAUUACAGACCUGAAAAAGAUCCAUUAAUUCCUUGUCCAUCCAUUGGUUUGGCAUUCGAUAAAGGUAGUAUUCUGAAUGUUUUGAAUAAAGAAGACACGAAUUGGUGGCAGGCAAGCAAGCAGAUUGAAUCAUCAAGUAAAUCACGAAUGGAAAUAUUUCAAAUAGCUGGCUUAAUUCCUUCGAAAAGAUUACAAGAACGACGAAUCGUUGCCAUUCGUGACAUUAAAAGUCAACUUGAUCGUGAACGUUACAUACACAUUCUUGGUGGAUUAUUGCCACUUCCAUUCCGGAAGAAUAAAUGGUGUGCACAAAAAAUUAAAAAAAUGAUGUAUGAUAUAAGCGAUUGUAUCCGCUAUGAUCGUGAAGAAAUCUGUACAUAUGAACCAGUUGCCCAAUAUUAUCCACGUUCCGGUUAUUGUCGUCCUAUAGUUUUGGUUGGUCCUUCAGGUGUUGGUUGUUCACUAUUAAUUAGUUUAUUAUGUCAACAAAAUCAUAAUCGAUAUCGUGAACCAUUAGCACAUACAUCACGUUAUAAACGAUUUCAAGAAAAUGAUUCUAUUGAUUAUUAUUUUGUCAGUGAAGAUUGGAUGGAACAUGAAAUACAGGCCGGUAAUUUUGUUUGUUAUUCAAAAUAUCGUGGCAAUUAUUAUGGCAUACAUCGAGAUACUAUCAAACAGAUUGUCGAUGCCGGUGCUGUUUGUGUAUUCAAAAUGGAUGCUCAAUUUUUACGUCUAAUUCAUACGGCCGAAUUUAAACCAUACAUUAUAUUCAUACAACCACCAUAUGAUCUUGAUCGAUUGAUUGAAACACGAAUUCGUAAUCAUUAUUGUCAUUCCGAUUCUGUUAGCAGUCAAUAUAAUCAACGAAAAUCAAGGCAACGACUUGCAUAUGAAAUGCAUCUGAUGAUUUAUGAAUCACAUAAAUUACAAAUAUUGUACGGGCAUAAAUUCGACACCGUUUUAAUCAAUGAUGACCUAAAAGAAACAUUCGAUCGACUACUUGAAACAGUACGAAUGGUUGAAAUGAAACCUACUUGGAUACCGAUUACAUGGAUUCAACAAAAUAAAUCGCUAUGUAGAAUUUAAACGCAUACGCAGAAAAAACACACACACACAUUAUAAUUAAAUGUAUAAAAUUGAUUUAUUUAUUAAU
Messenger RNA from Dermatophagoides pteronyssinus (European house dust mite), 2072 nucleotides. Its product is annotated as MAGUK p55 subfamily member 7-like. The record is from RefSeq and is a predicted model, not a curated record. Lineage: Eukaryota; Metazoa; Arthropoda; Arachnida; Sarcoptiformes; Pyroglyphidae. Gene Ontology annotation, molecular function: protein binding.